Messenger RNA from Apaloderma vittatum (bar-tailed trogon), 1074 nucleotides. RefSeq names its product tetraspanin 9 (gene TSPAN9). Gene Ontology annotation, cellular component: membrane. Bases 148 to 675 code for a protein of 175 amino acids. The record is from RefSeq and is a predicted model, not a curated record. NCBI's taxonomy places the organism in Eukaryota, Metazoa, Chordata, Aves, Trogoniformes, Trogonidae. The transcript is spliced from 6 exons.
UUGUUUAUCUCUUUGCAGUUAUGUGGCUGCGGGCUGCUCGGUGUGGGCAUCUGGUUGUCAGUGUCGCAAGGAAACUUCGCCACAUUUUCUCCUAGCUUUCCAUCACUUUCAGCUGCCAACCUAGUGAUUGCCAUUGGCACAAUCAUCAUGGUGACCGGCUUUCUGGGCUGCCUAGGUGCUAUCAAGGAAAACAAGUGCCUCCUGUUGAGUUUUUUCAUCGUUUUGCUGAUAAUUCUUCUGGCAGAGCUGAUACUACUCAUUUUGUUCUUUGUUUAUAUGGACAAGGUCAGUGAAAGUGCAAAGAAGGAUUUGAAGGAAGGUAUGAAGCUAUACAAUUCAGAAAAUAAUGUUGGACUGAAAAAUGCAUGGAAUAUCAUUCAAGCAGAGAUGAAAUGCUGUGGUGUGAAUGACUUUACGGAUUGGUACGCAGUGCUAGGAGAAAACACUGUCCCAGACCGAUGUUGUACAGAAAACUCCCAAGACUGUGGAAGGAACUCCACCGAAUUAGUGUGGAAAACGGGAUGUUAUGAGAGAGUUAUGACCUGGUUUGAUGAGAAUAAGCAUGUCCUUGGUUCGAUUGGGAUGUGCAUCCUCAUACUGCAGAUUCUCGGCAUGGCCUUCUCCAUGACACUCUUCCAGCAGAUUCACAGGACUGGCAAAAAAUAUGAUGCCUGAAGCUUCUGAAACAUUAUCACAUCAACCCUCUGUCUCAUCAUAAUAAUGAACUCAUGUCUCAUCAUAAGAAUGACCUCAAAGAGCAUCAAGCCUAGCCCUGCUGAGGGAAUCUGUCCCAUUGACUGAUCUACUUUGUUGUUACUUCUCCAGUUAUUAUCAUCACAACUUGUUAUUUGACUCAUUUUUUGUCUGUUUCACAUUUGCCAUUUAUUUGCCAAAGAGAGGGGAAACUCCCCAAACAAAUGGAUUUUCUAGAUGAAGUCCUAGAUCUGCUAUAAGAAUGUUUCUUAACUUAAGAAAAUGUUUUGCUCUACUAAUUCAUGCUAUUUGUGCAAAAAUGAUGUGUGUUCAACUUCAAGGGAGAAUUCUUCAAAGUCUUCCACUAAGUUUUCAACCCUC